This is a messenger RNA of Oreochromis niloticus (Nile tilapia), 3044 nucleotides long. It is a transcript of the gene or95a1, whose product is annotated as odorant receptor, family 95, subfamily A, member 1. The record is from RefSeq and is a predicted model, not a curated record. Gene Ontology annotation, biological process: detection of chemical stimulus involved in sensory perception of smell; G protein-coupled receptor signaling pathway. The coding region runs from base 1039 to 2004 and encodes 321 amino acids. NCBI's taxonomy places the organism in Eukaryota, Metazoa, Chordata, Actinopteri, Cichliformes, Cichlidae. The transcript has a single exon. Gene Ontology annotation, cellular component: membrane. Gene Ontology annotation, molecular function: odorant binding; olfactory receptor activity; G protein-coupled receptor activity.
UUUAAGUUUUCUUUGCAAACUCCUUUGACUACGAUGACCUGGAUGACUGAGAACCUUCACAGACAUGAGGACAUUUAAAGGAAAUAGUGUAGCACUGACUUAAUAGAGUAGCCACUAAAAAACUAAUGCUGAGACUUCCCAAUAUCUAAAACCACUGGACUGGAUCACGGUGGCUACAGCCAUCUUUUUCAUACAAUCUAUGAUAAAGGUCUAUAUUUAUUGUGCUUUUACUUAACACAUUUUUACUUUAUAUAGUAUUUUACUGCUCAAUAAAAGAAUGCUCAUUGGCUUAAUUACCACUCCACUAAAUAUAGUAUGGUUUCUAUUCAGGGUAUGUGUGUUUUGUACUGUUUAAUAAAGAACAUUUACUUUCUUAAUGUAUGCUAAUAUUUUAUCACCAGUAAUUGUGAAUUUGUAUUAUCUUUGCUGUCAGAAUGAGCAGUGAAUCACCUUAAAGCCAAUUUUAGGAAAGAAGACAAAUAAAAAUGGAUAAAAUUUUGUCUAAUUUGACAGUAUCAACUGCUGCUCAUGAUGCCUUACAAUAUAGACUGACUUGUCUGUUUAACUUCCUUUCAUGGAUCCUGUAAUAAAAGGUGCUUUAUCAUUUUCCCCCACAGUAAUCUGUAGUUAAUGAGAACCAUGAUGCUUAAUGACGAUAGCAUGAAAUUAAUUUAUCUCUGGGGAAUCAGCACUGAGUCAAACAUAAGAUAACCGAGGCCAAACAGAUCAGACAAGGGGAAGACCAUCUUUGACACUUUGUUAAUUGAAAACAUGUUGUGUGCUGAGAAGAGAAAUCUGAGCUCUUCUGACAGACAAAGUCAUUCUUAUUAGGUGAGCGAGGCACUGUCUCAUUUUAAUGGGUAAAUGGUUUGUUUUACAGGGUGAUUUGAGUUUACUGAUUAUUUUAUUAACAUGAGGCAGCUAAUUUCUGUUGUAAAUGUAAAUGAUAUUAUGCAUUAUGUUUUAUUCUAUCUUGUGUAUAUGGAAGUUUAAGUUGUGCUUUUUUUAACAGGUGUGCUGCAGCUUAAAGCAGCAAAAAUGCAGAAUCUGACUGAACUUCCUUUUAAUGCAACUUCCCAAAAAAGUCUGUCUGUUAUUAUCAAAGUAUGUGCAGUUAUCCCCUUCUUCAGCACCUUCCUCUGCUGCAUUGCUGUCAUGCUGCAUGUGUUUGCAUCUCACAGUCAGUUCCUAAACACUCCACGUUACAUCCUGUUUGCCCACAUGUUGAUCAAUGACACCCUGCAGCUUCUGUCCUCUGUGCUGCUUUUCCUACUUGUAAUGGGUCAGGUAAAAUUUCCUGUUUUCUACUGUUUUCCUCUGCUGUUCAUAUCCACUGUUACUUAUCAGAACACACCUUUAAUCCUGGCCACAAUGUCCCUGGAGCGUUAUGUUGCCAUCUUCUAUCCCCUGCAGCGGCCGGCUGCCUGGCGCUCAGGCCGUAUCUGGAUUAUUAAUCUUUGUCUGUGGCUUAUAAGCUGCAUGUUCCUCAUCAUCGACUACUCCAUCGGGAAGCAACGUCCUGCUGUAGAUGUCCUCUUUACACCUGUACUCUGCAAAAAUUUAGUUAUCAACUCAUCUCCAAUCCAAGCAUUAUUCAGAACUGCUGUGAGUGUGAUGUUCUUUGCAGUUGUGGCUGUUGUCAUCUUCUUCACAUAUGUGAGAAUCCUGCUGGAAACCAGGAAGCUGAGACAGGACAGAGUAUCUGUGAACAAAGCCAAGCACACUGUGCUGCUGCACGGCUUUCAGCUGCUUCUUUGCAUGUUGGCUUUCACUCUCCCCAUCACUGAAACUCUCAUAUUGCUGUACACUAAAUGGCAAGUAGAAGACAUUACCUAUUUCUGUUUUUUCUGUUUUAUCCUAAUCCCACGCUUUCUUAGCCCACUCAUCUACGGCUUCAGAGAUCACAGUCUGAGGGGCUACAUUGGGAAAACAUUCCUCUGCUGCUCAAAUGCAGUCAAGCCCCAUUUCAGAAGCAAACAGCAGGACAGCUUGUCUGCUUCUUGAAAAAAAACCCAGUUUAGACUCCUGCAGAAAACCUGUGCAGAAUAUCUGCAUCUCUGUCUGUCGGUUCCCCAAAUGAACACUGAGCAGUUUUUUAUGCUGUAAUUUUUUUUUCCAUUCACACUGGCCAUUAACAGAUUCCUUAUUGUACUGCAUGUGGAACAGACUAAUAACCUAUAAUCAGUCUUCAUGAAAUGACAGUAAGUGGAAAAAGUUACACUGGAGAGAAAACAAACUCUUUGUAUUACUGUUCCUCCUCUAAAGCUCAAUCUGGAAACACAAACCAGCAAUAUAUUUAAAAAUAUAUCCAAAAGAUCCCGUUUAUUUGUCUGAUUUAUACUUUUUAAAGCCUUGUAUUACCUUCAGAUACUUUUGCACAGAACAAAGAAUCUGGCUCAUGAAAGGGGCUCUGUAUAUAUCAGGUAAACAUUUGCAGUAAAUAAAAAACAUUUCAGUGAUAAUUUGAGCACAUGAAUAUUGAUUUGACUUCUUUUCCUUAAAAAGGCUAAUAAAAGGUGUCUAAAACUUCUAAAAUCUUAACAAGUCAUAACAGGUCAUGUUUUGUGUCAGAUUGCAUGUUUGACUAAAAGUGUGAUAUUCGCACUGAUAAAUGUUUGACAGCUCCAUUAGAUCUCUAACCUACAAUAGUUGUUGGAGUAUAGACCAAAUCUCAGAAAAUACUUAAAAAAUAACUGCACUAAUAAAAGAUGUCACUUUAUACUGAAAGGAAAUUCUAUAAAAUUGUGAUAAAAUGUCUUUAUCAUCUCAGUUUCAUGCUUUAACACUUUGGUUAGUAUUAUCAUUAAAUCAUCUUAAACUGCGCUCUGUUUAAAAAAGCUGUACUUGGUGAAAACUGAAAAAAUAUUCUGGAUCUGAAAUUAGUGAACCAUAAUGCUUUGACCUUUUAAUCUAAGGAUUUAUUGAUAAGUUUGACAUUUAGUAAUCUAAGCGCACAUAUUUAAAAUCUUAUGUUGUCAGUAUUAUAAAGAAAUCCUUGCAACAGUAUCUGGAUGCAGAACAUUUUAAUGCAUAUAAUAUUAUUG